AUGUGCAUGGGACAUGUGAGAACAGCCAAAGAGGGAGCACUGGUCCUGAUCCGCCUUGAUGGCAGCUGUGGCCCACGCAGACUUCUCAGACACUGGGAGACCCAACCUAUGAGCCACCUGUUCACCGCAUCAACACAAACCAACACCUACGAUACACACUGGGCUGCGGCUCCUGUGGCGGAGAGGGCCUCCAUUUACACUUUGACAAAUAAGCAACCCUUUGCAUAUCACAGCCCCAAUAGCACGCGGCCCCACCUGCCCCCAGCAGAGGAGGUGAUUAGAACGGCUGUGGUGAGUGUGGCUUUUGAUCUGAAACGCACUGGAAAGCACUUUAAGCUCAUAUCGUGGAAUGAGGCAGAUGACAUCACAGCCAAUCAGGGAGUCCCGCUGCACCCAUGGGCCCCUCUCCACUCCAACGUGAUCAGCUGCUAG
Molecule: messenger RNA, 432 nt
Organism: Knipowitschia caucasica
Lineage: Eukaryota; Metazoa; Chordata; Actinopteri; Gobiiformes; Gobiidae
Source: the annotation of a GenBank genome assembly